Molecule: messenger RNA, 413 nt
Organism: Blastocystis hominis
Lineage: Eukaryota; Bigyra; Opalinata; Blastocystidae
Exons: 2
Coding region: 1-396 (131 amino acids)
Source: RefSeq, a predicted model, not a curated record
AUGUCUCUCAAUGGAGACUCUGGCACCUCAAUAUUAUCUCCAUCGAAAGAACUUUUUGAUCCGCAUAGUCGAACGAACGUAUUAGAUUCGCUAGAAAACAGUCCUGCUACGAGUCGUCGUGGCUCUUUUGACAAAUCUGCUGUUUCAAAGCCGGAGUCUCUCCCUUCGCGGAAGGAAAUCAUCAACUCGAUUUACGAGCGAAUGCGCGAUUACUUGCAAGAAGAAAUUGUAAAGCGUUCAAGCGCACCUCCGCAUAUUCUUAAAACUCCCGGCAAGGUCGAAUUAUGCUGUACAUCAUUCUGUCCGCCUAUCAAACGGUUCGAUCGAAGACUUCGAAUGAGCAACGAAACGAACGAGGAUUCCUUCGUGACGAAGCGUGUUUCUAUAUCUAUUUAGUGUAUUCUUUUUCGGUU